Miscanthus lutarioriparius is the source of this 1164-nucleotide messenger RNA. The record is from the annotation of a GenBank genome assembly. Lineage: Eukaryota; Viridiplantae; Streptophyta; Magnoliopsida; Poales; Poaceae.
AUGGCGGCGAAGAAGGUGCUCAUGCUCUGCGGCGACUACAUGGAGGACUACGAGGUCAUGGUCCCGUUCCAAGCGCUGCAAGCGUAUGGGGUGUCCGUGGAUGCCGUCUGCCCUAGCAAGAAGGCCGGCAACAUCUGCCGCACCGCCGUCCAUCAGGGGAUCGGCCACCAGACAUACUCCGAGACAAAAGGUCAUAAUUUCACACUAAAUGCUUCAUUUGAUGAGAUUACUGCUAGUGAAUAUGAUGGGUUGGUAAUUCCUGGAGGACGUGCACCAGAAUAUCUUGCAAUGGAUAGAAAGGUGCUUAACCUAGUCAGAAAUUUCUCUGAUGCUAAGAAGCCUAUUGCAUCAGUUUGUCAUGGGCAGUUGAUUUUAGCGGCAGCAAGAGUAGUUGAGAACCGUACCUGCACAGCGUAUCCAGCUGUUAAACCAGUUUUGGUUGCUGCUGGUGCUAAGUGGGAAGAACCUGACACAAUGGCAAAAUGCACUGUUGAUGGCAAUCUCAUCACUGCAGCAACUUAUGAUUCUCAUCCUGAAUUUAUCAGCCUAUUUGUCAAAGCACUUGGAGGUUCUGUGGCAGGCUCAGACAAGAAAAUACUGUUCCUCUGUGGGGACUACAUGGAGGAUUAUGAGGUUAUGGUCCCAUUCCAGUCUCUUCAAGCUCUUGGCUGCCAUGUCGAUGCUGUUUGCCCUGACAAGGGAGGUGGAGAGAAGUGCCCGACAGCCAUUCAUGAUUUCGAAGGUGAUCAGACUUACAGUGAGAAGCCUGGCCAUGAUUUUACUUUAACAGCAUCAUUUGAAAGUGUGGAUGCUUCAAGCUAUGAUGCGCUUGUGAUUCCUGGUGGGCGGGCUCCGGAGUAUCUGGCUCUGAAUGAUAAAGUCAUCAGCUUGGUGAAGGCCUUCGCGGAUAAUGGAAAGCCAAUCGCAUCGAUCUGCCAUGGCCAACAGAUAUUGUCAGCUGCUGGAGUCCUUAAGGGGAAGAAAUGCACUGCAUACCCAGCCGUGAAGCUCAACGUUGUACUUGGGGGUGGAACCUGGCUGGAGCCUGACCCGAUCCACCGCUGCUUCACCGACGGCAACCUCGUGACCGGCGCAGCCUGGCCCGGGCACCCGGAGUUCGUGUCCCAGCUCAUGGCGUUGCUUGGCAUCAAGGUUUCCUUCUGA